Molecule: messenger RNA, 2067 nt
Organism: Talpa occidentalis (Iberian mole)
Lineage: Eukaryota; Metazoa; Chordata; Mammalia; Eulipotyphla; Talpidae
Gene: CPNE7
Product: copine 7
Biological process (GO): cellular response to calcium ion
Cellular component (GO): plasma membrane
Molecular function (GO): calcium-dependent phospholipid binding
Source: RefSeq, a predicted model, not a curated record
AUGGCCCAGGAGGCUUGUUUCUGUGAGGACCAGCACCAGCGUCUGGACACGUUUGUGCCAGGCACCCCGGCCCCCGGGAGAGGGGCUUCCGCGGGCGCCUGGGUCACCAGUGGGCGCCGAUCCCUGCGGCGGUUCCCCGAGCCCCUUGGGUCCAGUUUCUCCGAGGCCCCCAGCCCGGCGCGGCACGUCACCCCCACUGGGGAGUUGGCCGACCAGCGCGCAGCAUCCUCCGUGUCCGCGCGCCCAGAGCCGGCUGCCCCGCGCGUCCCCAGGCCCGGGGAGGGGGCCCCCCAAGGCCUGAGCCACGAGGGCCGUGCCCUGCGCCGAGGGUCCGCUGCUCUGCCCCCGUCCUCACCCUGUGGCCAUCACCCGGUCACGCCGCUCUUCCCCGCGGCCUCUGGGCGACAGGACAGCUGGUGCCCGGCACGACCGGCUGCACGUCGGGAGACAAAGGGCGGCCAGGUGGAGGCUGAAGCCGAGAUCGUGGCCCAGAAGAAGACGACCCGCCCGCUGCUGCUCAAGCCCGGCCGGACAGCCGGCAAGUCCGCCAUCGCGGUGACAGCCGAGGAUCUCUCUGGGAACGCCGGCUCCGUGGCGCUCUCCUUCCCCCGGCAGCUGGACGACAAGGACCUCUUCAGCAAGUCGGACCCUUUCCUGGAGCUGUUCCGGGUCAACCCCGACGGCAGCGAGCAGCCGGUGUCCAGGACGGAGGUGCGCGCCCCACGGGCGGUGAAGAACAACCUCAACCUGGCGAGGGAGCCCUUCAGGGUGUCCCUGAGCAACCUGAGCAUCUGCGAGGAGAGGCGCCUCCUGAAGGGCCUGGUCUGGGACCACGACUCCCGCGGGAAGCACGACCUCAUCGGGGAGUUCUCCGCCACCCUCCAGGAGAGGCAGGAGGCCUCCGGGCCGCACCAGGCCCUGUGGGACUGCGCCAGCGCCAGGUACGAGCAGAAGCAGCGCAAUUACAAGAACUCCGGGGUGGUCACCCUGGCUGAGCUAAAGCGCCACAGCGUCUCCUCCUUCCUGGACGACAUCAUGGGCGCGCAGAUCCACUGCACGGUGGCCAUCGACUUCACGGCUUCCAGCGGGGACCGGAACAGCUGCUCGCUGCACUCCAGCAACCCCUUCCGGCCCAACGAGCACCUGCGGGCGCUGGUGGCCGAGGGCGAGAUCUGCCGGACUACGGGGUUCGACAAGAGGUUCUCUGCCUUGGGGUUUGGAGCUCAAAUUCCUCCCAAGUAUGAGGUGUCCCACGACUUCGCCAUCAAUUUCAACCCUGAGGACGAUGAGUGUGAGGGGAUCCGGGGAGCGGUGGAGGCCCACCAGGCCCGCCUGCCCGUCCAGCUCUACGGCCCCAGCAGCGUGGCCCUCAUCUCCAAGGUGGCCUGCACGGCAGGGCUGAGGAGCACCGGGGAGGCCUCUGGCCGCACCUGCUUCGUGUUCCCGCCUCGCUCUGAGAGGCGCUGGCAGAGGACUCCACCUGGGAACAGCGGCGCCCACCCCACGCCGGGGCCGGGCGGCUCCCCACCCGCGCCCCAGCCUCUCCCGGCCGGCUCUGGGUGGGGCUGGGCCGCCGCGCUGUGCAGCCGGCGGCGCCGCGCCCGGCUGGUCCUCCGGGCCGCGUGGCCGCCGCCAUGGCCGGCGCGCGGGGGCCGUCGUGGCGCGCCCCGCCUGCCCUUGCCCGUCACCAUCGUGGGGGCGGGCGGCGCCGGCUUCACCGACGUGCAGGUCCUGGACGGCGACGCCGGGGUCCUGCGCGCCCCCCGGGGCGCUGCGCGACAUCGUGGGGUUCGAGCCCUUGCGCGAGCUCCAGCAGGCGUCCCCGCCGCGCUGGCCGAGGGGUGCUGGCCGCGGUGCCCGCAGUGGUGGGGUUCUGCAGCCGCCAGGGGUGCCCCCGCCGAGCUGGGCGCCCCGGCCCGGAGGCCCGCCCAGCCUCCGCCCGAGAGCCGGCGGGCCGGGCCAGCCUUCCGUCCCGCUCCGCGCCUGGGCGGCCCCCAAGCCCCGGCCCAGGCGCGCUCGCCCCCACCCGGCUGCUGGAGCCAGCGCCGAGGGCUGGACGGGAGCUGA